Messenger RNA from Talaromyces amestolkiae, 2622 nucleotides. RefSeq lists its product as uncharacterized. The record is from RefSeq and is a predicted model, not a curated record. Gene Ontology annotation, biological process: translation; mitochondrial translational elongation. NCBI's taxonomy places the organism in Eukaryota, Fungi, Ascomycota, Eurotiomycetes, Eurotiales, Trichocomaceae. The transcript is spliced from 5 exons. Gene Ontology annotation, molecular function: GTPase activity; GTP binding; translation elongation factor activity. Gene Ontology annotation, cellular component: mitochondrion; ribosome. The coding region runs from base 1 to 2622 and encodes 873 amino acids.
AUGUCACCCCUCCGCUCAGCGCUUUCAACAGCGUCCCGAUCCCUUCUCUCCAUCCGCCAAUUCGCUCUCACAUCCUUCCGCCAGAACAGUUCCGUGUAUAAGAACCAUGCCUCGACAAGUCCAUUCUCACAAUUACGAAAAUUUUCGGCUUUGAUGACUCAGGGGCAGUGGGGUGGUCUUUUGCGGUCAAAGAUUGCGGGAGUGAAGGACGGCAAGAAGUCGACAUAUGUUUUCUCGCAGGCUAGUGGGAUGAAGACCAGAUCGUCUGUUAAGAGGCUUUGUGAUGGGUGCAAGCCUGUGCGACGGAAGAAUAGAGUCUACAUUAUCUGGCUCAGCACCCUGUCUUUGCGGGCUACACAGAUUACAUCAUCGCCAUUGAGGAAAUGGCAUCAGAUCAGAAAUGCUUCGGCGGCUGCGACGGCGAGUUUAGCCGAACAAGCCGCCGCCGAUCCUGAAGGACUUUCACAAGAAGAAAUUAUCUCGAAUAUAGACGCCCAGGAAUGGAAACGUAUCUCGAAGGUCCGAAACAUUGGUAUAGCUGCACACAUCGACAGCGGCAAAACCACCGCAACCGAGCGAGUCCUCUUCUACACCGGUCGAAUCAACUCUAUCCACGAAGUCCGUGGCCGUGACAGCGUCGGCGCAAAGAUGGAUUCUAUGGACCUCGAGCGUGAAAAGGGUAUUACCAUCCAGUCUGCAGCCACAUUCUGUGACUGGGUGAAGAAAGAGGACGGCAAGGAUGAGAAAUAUCACUUCAACUUGAUUGAUACACCGGGUCACAUUGAUUUCACGAUUGAGGUUGAGAGAGCUUUGCGUGUUCUUGAUGGCGCUGUUAUGAUCCUGUGCGCUGUGUCUGGUGUGCAGUCGCAAACCAUUACUGUUGAUCGACAGAUGAAGCGUUAUAAUGUGCCCCGAAUCUCGUUUGUGAAUAAGAUGGACCGUAUGGGCGCCAAUCCUUUCAAGGCUAUUGAUCAGAUCAACAACAAGCUCAAAUUACCUGCCGCUGCAGUGCAGGUACCCAUUGGAGCCGAAGAUGAGUUUCAGGGUGUCGUCGAUUUAAUCCGCAUGAAGGCCAUCUACAACGAAGGUCCCCGAGGAGAAACCAUUGUUGAGAAGGACGAAAUUCCUGAACACCUCAAACCUGUUGCGGAAGAGAGAAGGAGAAUUCUUAUCGAGACCUUGGCCGAUGUUGAUGACGAGAUUGCAGAGAUCUUCUUGGAUGAGAGGGAACCAACCAACGAUCAAAUCAAAGCUGCUAUUCGCCGCGCUACUAUUGCCUUGAAAUUCACGCCAGUCUUCAUGGGCUCUGCGUUGGCCGACAAAUCAAUCCAACCUAUGCUCGACGGUGUUUGCGAUUACCUCCCCAACCCCUCCGAAGUGACCAACCUUGCUCUUGACCAGAAGCGUAAAGAAGCUCAGGUUAAAUUGCUGCCAUAUGGCUCCGAGCCAUUCGUCGGUCUCGCUUUCAAAUUGGAAGAAAGUAAUUUUGGUCAACUGACCUAUAUCCGUGUUUAUCAGGGUACUCUUCGCAAGGGUGCUAAUGUGUUCAAUGCUCGAAACGACAAGAAAGUCAAGGUUCCUCGUAUCGUCCGUAUGCACUCCAACGAGAUGGAGGAAGUGCAAGAGAUUGGAGCUGGAGAAAUCUGUGCCGUUUUUGGUGUCGAUUGCGCGUCAGGUGAUACCUUUACUGACGGGCAGCUUGCAUACAGCAUGUCGUCCAUGUUCGUUCCUGAACCGGUUAUUUCUCUUUCCAUCAAGCCCAAAAACAACAAGGACUCUGCCAACUUUUCCAAAGCCAUGGCUCGAUUCCAGCGUGAGGAUCCAACAUUCCGUGUUUCAUAUGACGCCGAAAGUGAGCAGACUAUCAUCUCUGGUAUGGGCGAAUUGCACCUGGAUAUCUACGUCGAGCGCAUGCGUCGCGAAUAUAAAGUCGACUGCGAGACCGGCCAACCCCAAGUCGCUUACCGAGAAACCAUCGGCCGCCGCGUCGAAUUCGACCACUUGCUAAAGAAGCAGAGCGGUGGUCCCGGUGACUAUGCCCGCGUCGUGGGCUGGAUGGAACCCUCUGAAUCCCUCGAAGAAAACAAAUUCGAAGAACAGAUCGUCGGCGGAGCCAUUUCCGAAAAAUUCCUGUUUGCUUGUGAAAAGGGUUUCAACUUGGCCACUGAAAAGGGUCCCCUGAUCGGCCAUAAGGUUCUCGGAACGAGAAUGGUCAUUAACGACGGCGCAACCCACAUGACUGAUUCGUCUGAAAUGUCAUUCAAGAAUGCCACUCAACAAGCCUUCCGAAAGGCAUUUAUGGAAAGCCAGCCUCAUGUUUUGGAGCCUCUAAUGAAGACUGUCGUUACUGCCCCGAUUGAGUUCCAGGGUGAUGUUAUCGGCCUCCUGAACAAGCGCAACGCGACCAUCAAUGAUAGUGAGAUUGGUGUUGAUGAGUUCACGGUCUAUGCAGACUGCAGUUUGAACGGCAUGUUCGGUUUCAGUAGCCAUCUUCGUGCCGCGACGCAGGGUAAGGGUGAAUAUACGAUGGAAUUCAGCCAUUACGAGAAGGCGCCUGGUCAGUUGCAAAAGGAGCUAGUGCAAAAGUAUCUCAAGGCUCAGGCGGACCGACACAAGAAAUAG